CCCCACAGCACUUCCUGGUUCUGUUAUCAGGUAGGCUGUGUGGACCACCAGAGACUUCUUGCUACUUCAUAUCACGCUGCCUUCCGUUACAAUGUUUGCCGUUUUGUGUUUUAUCUAAAGCCUGUCGUCUCCGGAAACUUUCGAACAUGGCUUGUGUCGAUUCAGAAGUUGACUUGAUUACGAUUCCUCUCGUUGCACUGAAUGUGACUGUGAGGAAAAAGUUGGCACUGUACCUGAACCCCAAGAACACAGUGGCCGCGGACUGGACGGCUGUUGCAGAGGCCAUGGGCUUCAAUUAUCUGGAAAUAAAGAACCACGAGACGUCACAAAGCCCCACUAAAACGGUCCUGGAGAACUGGCACGCCCGUCACUCCGAUGCGACGGUGGGGAAGCUGCUGUCAAUCCUGUCCGAGGUGGAUAGAAGUGACAUUGUGAAGGAUCUUCGUCCUUUAAUAGAUAAGGAUGUCAGGAAGUAUUGUGAGAGUCUGAAGAAGAAGGCUGAGCCCCCACUUCAGGUCCCUGAGGUGGACAGCUGUUUCCCGCGCACCCCAGAGAGAGUUGGUAUCACCCUGGAGGAUGACCCUGACGGUGCUCCUGAGCUGUUUGAUGCCUUCAUCUGCUACUGCCAGAGCGACUUCGAGUUUGUCCAUGAGAUGAUUCGCGAGCUGGAACAGACAGAGUACAAGCUGAAGCUGUGCGUGUUCGACAGAGAUGUCCUCCCGGGCUCCUGUGUAUGGACCAUCACUAGUGAACUCAUAGAGAAGAGGUGUAAGAGGAUGGUGGUGGUGAUUUCUGAUGAAUACCUUGAAAGCGAUGCCUGUGACUUUCAGACCAAGUUUGCUCUCAGCCUGUGUCCCGGAGCUCGAAAUAAACGGCUUAUUCCAGUAAAGUACAAGUCAAUGGCAAAACCGUUCCCCAGCAUUUUGCGCUUCCUUACCAUAUGUGACUACACCCGGCCUCCCACACAGGCCUGGUUUUGGGCACGCCUGGCCAAAGCUCUCUCUCAGCCAUAAUUUUGGUCCAGGCAGUUCAUUGUUUUUUUUUUAAUUCCAUCAAAGGAGAUGUUGGACAAUGACCAAACAUCACAGGUAAAGUAUGUGCUAUUGCUGUGAUCUACGUCCUUGUGGCUUCUGAACACACUUAUCAUUUACUGUGUGUAUAAAGUAUAUAUUAUAGUGUUAAGAUGACAUAGUGAUUUUUGUAUAUUAUCAUUAUGAAACUCAAGCUGCAGAAGGAUACCAAAUAUCAGCAAAGUUCUCACUGCACACAGCCAUAAUUAUGUUUCAAAAAUAACAUAAGUUGUACCUGCAGCUGUUUUGUAUUUAUGCAAGGUUUAUUGGCGAGGAGGAUGUGUUCGUAUUGGGGGUAGCAUGUACUAAAUGCUGUGUAAAAGCUCUUUUUUUUUUUUUUGCGCUGGCCACUUCCUUUUAUGAGUCAACCUCUAGAUGAGAUUGGAGCGCAAAAGGAAGAGAUAUUGUGAUUCUUCCACUUGUUAAAUUUGACUGACUGCUGACACCUGCCUUUCUCUCUCACUUUCUCUAUUAGUCACCAGGAUUUCUCUACAUUUUGUACUUUUGAUAUGGUCUCUUUUGAACUGUUUAAUAAAAUGAAUUUAUUUUACCUUGAAUAAA
Sander lucioperca (pikeperch) is the source of this 1631-nucleotide messenger RNA. It is a transcript of the gene myd88, whose product is annotated as MYD88 innate immune signal transduction adaptor. Gene Ontology annotation, biological process: positive regulation of canonical NF-kappaB signal transduction; MyD88-dependent toll-like receptor signaling pathway; innate immune response. The transcript is spliced from 5 exons. Bases 147 to 1013 code for a protein of 288 amino acids. Gene Ontology annotation, cellular component: plasma membrane. Lineage: Eukaryota; Metazoa; Chordata; Actinopteri; Perciformes; Percidae. Gene Ontology annotation, molecular function: Toll-like receptor binding; TIR domain binding. The record is from RefSeq and is a predicted model, not a curated record.